CGCCGGCAGCCCCGCCCCCGCGGUGGGGUCCCCAUUGCUGGCCCUCCUCACCUCCUCCACCUCCACCCUCACCCUCCCGCCUAGCGCGGGAAAAUAACCGCCGCACCGCCCAGGGGAGAGGAGGAGGAGGACGGCUGCAGGGCUUCGGUUCCGCCGGGAUCCCACCCGCCGCCGCGCCCGGACGGGAAUGCGGGGCCCCAGCCGCCGCGGAAUUCGCUAGCCGCGCCCAGCCGCCGCCCGCCGGAGACAUGGUAGAGGGCAGGAACUGUCUCCCCGCAGAGGUCAGGAACGGGCUCGAGACGCUGAAGAAGAGGAGGCUUGAGAGGAUGCGUUUGAGCGCGCAGAACGAGGCCGACGACAGCCCUGCCGUGGCUGCGAGGAGCGGCGGGGAUGCGCUGCGGACGCCUGCAAACUGUGGGGUGAGAUUGCACGCCAACAAUGGUGCUGCAGGUUCACCGAGCACUAGCAGUGCCCAGGACAAGGAUCCUUUCGCCAAGCGCAAGGUGGACAAGUUCGACAUGUCGAACCUGGAAUGGAUCGACCAGAUACCGGAAUGCCCUGUGUACUGUCCCACCAAGGAGGAGUUCGAGGAUCCCAUUGCUUACAUACAGAAAAUAUCCCCUGUGGCUGCAAAAUACGGCAUUUGCAAAAUCGUAGCUCCUGUAACCGCUUCUGUGCCUGCUGGUGUCGUGCUGAUGAAGGAGCAGCCUGGCUUUAAGUUCGUUACUAGAGUUCAGCCGCUUCGUCUUGCUGAAUGGGCUGAAGACGACACGGUCACUUUCUUUAUGAGUGGAAGAAAGUACACUUUCCGAGACUAUGAAAGAAUGGCCAAUAAGGUGUUCUCUAAGAAGUAUUCCAGUGUUGGCUGUCUCCCAGCCAAGUACGUGGAGGAGGAGUUCUGGCGCGAAAUCUCUUCUGGGAAGAUGGAUUCUGUUGAAUAUGCCUGCGAUGUUGAUGGGAGUGCCUUCUCUUCUUCUUCUCACGAUCAGCUUGGGAAAAGCAACUGGAACCUCAAGAAUUUUUCACGGCUCUCCAGUUCUGUGCUUAGACUUCUGCAGACACCAAUUCCGGGAGUAACAGAUCCGAUGCUCUAUAUCGGGAUGCUCUUUAGCAUGUUUGCAUGGCAUGUCGAAGAUCACUAUUUGUACAGCAUUAAUUACCAUCAUUGCGGGGCAUUUAAAACAUGGUAUGGGAUACCAGGCGAUGCUGCUCCUGAGUUUGAAAGAGUGGCUAGCCAGUAUGUAUACAACAAGGAUAUUUUGACUGGUGAUGGAGAAGAUGCAGCAUUUGAUGUUCUGCUAGGGAAGACAACAAUGUUCCCUCCCAAUAUCCUGUUAGACCACAAUGUUCCUGUUUAUAAAGCCGUGCAAAAACCUGGAGAGUUUGUUAUUACAUUCCCUCGUUCCUACCAUGCGGGUUUCAGCCACGGCUUCAACUGUGGAGAGGCUGUCAACUUUGCUAUUGGCGACUGGUUUCCUAUGGGCUCUCUGGCUAGCAAACGCUAUGCACUUCUGAACAGGACACCUUUUCUUGCUCAUGAGGAGCUACUUUGCCGUUCUGCCGUGCUUCUGUCCGACAAACUAUCAAACAGUGAUCCAACAACACUUAAUUCUGAGCACCCAUACACUCAAUACUGUGUGAAGUCUUGCUUUGUGCGGUUGAUGCGACUGCAGCGACGUACACGUGGCUUACUUGCUAAAAUGGGCUCUCAGAUAUGCUACAAGCCAAAACUUUAUUCGAAUCUGUCUUGUAGCAUGUGCCGGCGUGAUUGCUACAUUACACAUGUGGCAUGUGGAUGCACCUUUGAUCCUAUCUGCCUUCAUCACGAGCAAGAGCUGCGGAGCUGCCCUUGUAAAUCUAACCGGACUGUCUAUGUCAGAGAGGAUGUACUGGAACUAGAGGCUCUAUCUAGAAAAUUUGAGCAGGAUAUUCGCUUGGAUAAGGAAAAAAGCACUAAUGGCUCUUUUAAGCAGGCUAGUCCAUCAUUUAGGACUAACCGGGCAAUAAGCAACAGUGAGGCAAACUCUAUAGAUGAUGCAAUUUUAGAAGCAAAUGAUGCCGACGCUGGAAAGAUUUCUCCUGCAACAUCAUCGUUGACAUCUUUUGCACAUCAUAACGAGCCUCUACCUGCAGAAUCAAAGGUCUAUGCAUCUCAAACCAACCAAGAUUACUCAACUGCAAACCAGGCCAUAAACACAUCACCAGUCAAACGAAAUGACACUCUGGGUGACAAUUCAUCCUUCAUGGCUGACGCUUGUAAUGAAAUUAGUUCCUGCAAUGCUUCACCCAUGGAUUAUAGCGGCAAUUCUGAUUCUGAUUCUGAGAUCUUCCGAGUCAAGCGCAGAUCCAGCAUAUUAGGAAGAUCUGCUCUUGACACAACGACAACGGACUCCUCUGAACAGAAGGUUCUGAGGCGGCUAAAGAAGGUGUGCCAUGAAACGCAACAGGACAAUAAGCAUCCCGCAGACUCUGAGCAUUUUUCAGUUCCUGCGAUCCAUACGAGCCGUAUGAAGUCAAAUUCCGCCUCCACUUCUGAUGAAGAAAGAGAGGACAUGGUUCCCAUCUCCUGGAGGAUGAAGCGGCGCCACCUGGAAACUAAACACGAAGAUGCCAGCUACGAAGUGAAGCCGAAGGUGUAUCCAUCUACCAGCAGUUGUUCCCAGCAAGAAUUUGCGGAAGCGACUAGAGAUGCAGCUUCAGAGGUCCGGCCAAAGCGAGUGAAAAUCCGGUUCACUCCUAGCGCUAACAGACUGGUUGAGCAGCAGAGCAGGUCAGGUCAGAGAUUUGCAAGCGAUGACAAGCCACCUGGGUAUUGGCGCAUGUAUUAGGGUGCGGCUACACACAGGUGCUAACCUCAACAGAUAGAAUUCUUUGUCUAGGUGCAUUGUUAACUACACGAAGCGCUUGCAUUAUGGUUAGCACAGAUGCUGACUGACUGAGUUUAGGAAGGGUGAGGAGAGGAGGAUAGGGCUGAUUGCUUUGGUUAAUCCAUUCUUUGUGCAGCAUGGCCUCCAAUUUGAGGCCUAGCUAGGCACGGUUAGAAGACAUGAUUUGUUUAGAGGCUCUGAGUCACCGCUUGCUGCUCUUUGAUGCCUGCAUUGCCUGUGACGGAAUUGGGCCUCGCUACCUUCCAUUCUGCAAGUCCUUUUUUUCUUUUGUUUAGCAGCUGUAAAUCUCUCUGUAUCUUCUUGUUUUUAUCAUCAACAAGAGCGGCAUUAGCUGCUGCUAACUGUAUUCUUUCAUACGCUUGUCGAUUCAAGUAACCUUGGCUUA
Molecule: messenger RNA, 3273 nt
Organism: Lolium rigidum
Lineage: Eukaryota; Viridiplantae; Streptophyta; Magnoliopsida; Poales; Poaceae
Product: lysine-specific demethylase JMJ706-like
Exons: 11
Coding region: 249-2828 (859 amino acids)
Biological process (GO): chromatin remodeling
Cellular component (GO): nucleus
Molecular function (GO): histone demethylase activity
Source: RefSeq, a predicted model, not a curated record